Molecule: messenger RNA, 4059 nt
Organism: Nycticebus coucang (slow loris)
Lineage: Eukaryota; Metazoa; Chordata; Mammalia; Primates; Lorisidae
Gene: NUP58
Product: nucleoporin 58
Exons: 16
Coding region: 183-1982 (599 amino acids)
Biological process (GO): nucleocytoplasmic transport
Cellular component (GO): nuclear pore
Molecular function (GO): structural constituent of nuclear pore
Source: RefSeq, a predicted model, not a curated record
CGAGCGCCGAGCGUGCUUUUGCUCCGCCUCCUCCGGCCUUGUCUUGGAGGCGGCUGGGGCUUGAAGUGUCCGCCUAAUCUGGACUGGGCGAGUACCAUGCUGCCCGGCCCGCCUCGGCUUUGAGGCAAGAGGAACGUCCCAGACCCCUUUCAACUUGGUGACAGCGUGUAGCCCUGGCAGCUAUGUCCACGGGGUUCUCCUUCGGGUCUGGGACUCUGGGUUCCACCACUGUGGCUGCCGGUGGGACCGGCACAGGCGGCGGUUUCUCCUUCGGGACUGGAGCAUCUAGCAACCCUUCUGUGGGGCUCAAUUUUGGAACUCUUGGAAGUACUGCGACUCCAGCAACUACAUCUGCUUCUGGUGGUUUUGGAACUGGGCUCUUUGGAGCUAAACCUGCCACUGGGUUCACUCUAGGAGGAACAAAUACAGGAAUAGCAACAACUAUAACUACAAGAUUAACUGUGGGAACGCCAGCCAAUACAUCUGCAGCUACAACAGGCUUCAGUUUAGGAUUCAGUAAACCUGCAGCGUCUGCCACACCGUUUGCUCUCCCUAUUACAUCUACCUCAGCUAGUGGUCUGACUCUUUCAUCUGCCCUGACGUCAACUCCAGCAGCAUCCACAGGAUUUACUUUAAAUAAUUUGGGUGGAACAACAGCCACAACUACAACUGCAUCUACAGGCCUUUCUUUAGGGGGAGCCUUAGCUGGUUUGGGAGGUUCGCUUUUCCAGAGUACAAACACAGCAACAACAGGACUUGGACAGAAUGCUUUAGGCUUGACUUUAGGAACUACGGCAGCUACUACUUCAGCUGCAGGCAAUGAAGGCCUGGGUGGUAUAGAUUUUAGUAGCUCAUCAGAUAAAAAGAGUGAUAAAACAGGAACAAGACCAGAGGAUAGUAAAGCACUGAAGGAUGAAAGUCUACCUCCUGUCAUCUACCAGGAUGUUGAAAAUCUCCAGAAAUUUGUGAAGGAACAAAAACAAGUCCAAGAAGAAAUUAGUAGAAUGUCGUCAAAAGCAAUGCUUAAAGUACAAGAAGAUAUUAAAGCUCUAAAACAGCUUCUGUCAUUGGCUGCCAGUGGAUUACAGAGAAACACUCUCAAUAUUGACAAAUUGAAAAUAGAAACUGCUCAGGAAUUAAAGAAUGCUGAAAUAGCUUUAAGAACCCAGAAGACACCACCUGGACUUCAACAUGAAAAUACAGCUCCUGCGGACUACUUCAGAAUCUUGGUUCAACAAUUUGAGGUACAGCUUCAGCAGUACAGACAACAGAUUGAAGAACUAGAAAAUCAUCUUGCCACUCAAGCAAAUAAUUCACAUAUAACUCCACAAGAUUUGUCAAUGGCUAUGCAGAAAAUUUAUCAAACAUUUGUAGCUUUAGCUGCACAACUUCAGUCUAUUCAUGAAAAUGUAAAGGUGCUCAAAGAACAGUACCUUGGCUAUAGGAAAAUGUUCCUGGGAGAUGCUGUAGAUGUGUUUGAAGCCAGGCGAGCAGAAGCUAAGAAGUGGCAGAAUGCACCCAGAGUUACUACUGGACCCACACCUUUCAGCACCAUGCCAAACGCAGCAGCUGUUGCCAUGGCUGCAACACUUACACAGCAGCAACAGCCUGCUACAGGGCCACAGCCAUCUCUGGGAGUUAGUUUUGGAACGCCAUUCGGCUCAGGUAUUGGCACUGGCUUGCAAUCAAGUGGCUUAGGUUCUUCAAACCUUGGAGGAUUUGGAACUAGCUCUGGUUUUGGAUGCAGCACCACAGGGGCCUCCACAUUUGGAUUUGGAACAACAAAUAAACCCUCAGGAAGUCUUAGUGCAGGCUUUGGCAGCUCAAGUACAUCUGGGUUUAACUUCAGCAAUCCUGGCAUCACGGCAUCAGCUGGUUUGACAUUUGGGGUGUCCAAUCCUGCCUCUGCAGGUUUUGGAACAGGAGGACAACUCCUUCAGUUGAAGAAACCUCCAGCUGGAAACAAAAGAGGAAAAAGAUAAAACAUAUGGGGUGAUGUGUUGAGAGAAUCCAUAGCAGCACGUUCAUUCUAUGAAUCUAUUUUUCUAAUGAUGCAGUAAUUAAUUGCAUCCCGGGAGAUUUCUAAAGUUUUGAUAUUUUUCCCUACUCUGGAAUUUGAACUUUGUUCAUUUUUGCCAUACUAAACAUCUUUUUUCUUGUGAAUUUAAAACUUAGUUGUGUUUUUGUUGUUCUUGUUAAAUUGGUCUCAUAAGAAAUGUUCUGAUUACAUCACUGAUUGAUAAUGGUAAGAAACCAUUAGCCUAAAACCUACUAUCAGACCUAGUGUUAACAUCAAUGUUUUUGUGGUAAGUUUUACAUUAUGUGAAUAUAUACACAUGUGUUUCUUAUACAGAUGGUUGUGAACUCUAGGGCCUAUACUAGAAUCAUUUUGUUCCUUGAUAAAGGCCUUUUGAAUUACACUGCAGGGCAUCUUGUGAAUAUGUGUGUAAAUAUAUACAGAAUAAUACACACACUUGUGUGUACAUAUAAAAAAAUAUAUUUACGGACCUACAACUUUUGCCUCAGACUUUCCCCUUUUCUAAGGGUAUUCAAUUUUUCACCUUUUAAGCUUCAUAUCCUCAAUGCUUGUAGAAUGAUGAGUACCAGGUUAUUGAAGUUGUUUGCUUUAAAGACUUACUGAAAUGGUUACUGGCUUAAAUAUUUGACCAACUAAAUUUCAUUGCCCACAUUCUUUUUCAUUUUUGUUUCUACCAUAACCAUUCACAGUUACUUGAAAUAAGGAAUGCUUUAAGACUAAUCAAACAGGGGCGGCACCAGCCCCAUAUACCAGAGGUGGUGGGUUCAAACCCAGCCCCGGCCAAAAAUGCAAAAAAAAAGGACUAAUCAAACAGAUUUUAAUGACUUAUUAUCCUCUAUAAUAUCCUCAUUUGCUUCUAUGAAAGUUUUUUUUUUUUUUUUUUUUUUUAUCUGAAAUGGACCUUCAGGAGCAUUUUUGCACUCCAGACUGGCAGACUGGUGUUCUGGGGGCAAAGAGCUAUUAAGCCAAAUUGGUUCUAUGCAGGUCAAGGAUGUACUAUUGCUUGAGUGAGAACUUUUCUAGCUAUUCCAAUACAGCGUUCUUUCUUAUAGGGCUAUUAGAUAUUGACACCAAAUGGAGUGGCUUCUCAGCCUCUUAACGUCUUAAGUAAGUGCUUAAUUUGGAAUAGAGAAACAAUAUAUUUUAAGAAAGAAAAAAUAUCCUUUGUAGCAACUAUAAACUCUCCCAUGUUAUAUCAGUGAACAGAGCUCCAGGUAAUAAUGCAUAGGCAUGUCCGGUCGCAUCUGUAUAUUUGUCUAUAUUAGUAUUAGUGACAUUGAGUGGAUCAAAAGGAAAACCCUUGGAAAGAGAACUGCCUUAGCUAUGUAUGACUUCAGAGAGAAACCAUUAGGUAGAACUAUUUAUCUUUCAAGUACAGUUUUCAGAUAGGAUGUGAACAUGGACUUUCCUUAAACAUAGUUUAAUUUUUUAUAUAAAAGGUUUUGUACAUAAUGUGCAUUAGUGAAGAUUUUCAGAAUCAUUUUCACCAGGAUAUCUUUUUUCUAAAAUAGAUAUUACAUACAUACACACACCCAUAUGUUUUUAGUGUAAUGUUAGUUGGGUUUAAUUAUAAAAGUGUUACCACAUCUGUUUUAUUUAUCUGCAUAUAGCAAUGAUUGGUUUCUUUGAAGUUUUUGCGCCUUGAUGCAAAAAUAGGAAAAUUAUUUGUCUCUGAGCACUAAACUUGUCUUUACUUUUGCAUAUUUCUCUAAUACUUCAGAUCCAGAUGGUGGGGGAAGUUAGGAAAAAGGUAUAAUUCUGUAUUUUGAAUUAAUGUCAGAAUUACAUAUGUAAUUACAACAAACUUUUUUUAAAAGGACAUUGCAUUGUGCUGCAAAAAUCUGAAUAUUUAUAUUUCUUGUUUUUUUUCUUUAUAUAUUUUACAUUUUAAUAUGUUGAACCACUGGAAAUUUGUAACGGAUUAAUUUUGUGAUAGGAGUUUAAAUGUGUUGUCAUUGUCUCCAUUGUCUUCACUUUGUCCGGAGCCUAUUAUUAUGGAAACAAUAAAAUUUAUUAUGUCA